AUGUACAUGUGUCGUGCCAGGCUUAUGCAGGUUGCCCCAUCGCUGUGGAGCACCUGGCACCGCACCCCUGUUAUUGCAGGUUGGUUUAGAGCUCUUGGGGUCCUUCAGUUCUGCCGGCGGGCUUUGCAGAUGUUUAGGCCAGCUGUCGAUCGACCUCGUUUGAACCUUGCGCAGCGAAUCUCUCGAGGGCUCGCAAGGCCACGCGGAUGGCAAGUCUGGGCCAAUAUGCCCCCUGCGGGGUUCGUUGAUCAUAAUGCUGAUGAGGUUUUGCCCUUAGUCUCGGACGACGACGAUGAGCCUGGGGCGCGUCCCCUCACGAUUUGUGUCCUCACCCCCGAGUUUGAGCCGGAGGUUGUGCCUACUAGGUUGCCGGCUGGGGCUACCCAGGAUGAUGUGCUAUGGGCCCUCAGACGGCGCAGGAUGGAUUUUCGGGGUCGGGUUUUCCCAAUGGUGGUGUUGCCGCACUGUCAGGCUGCCCGAGGCUGGCUCAUCACCCUGGCCAUUCCGUCAUGGGCUAUCGUCGAUACCUUUGCUUACUUCGACCUGAGGGCAGUCGAUGGACGCCUCUUUGCUGAUAGCGUGCCCUCCACAAUCGACAGGCAGAGGAUCCUGCGGUUUGCUGGUCUCGAUGAAGCUGGCGAUUGGGAUGUGUUUGUUGGUGAUUCGUUGCACCCUCUAGUUGAUCUGCAGGAGAUUGCCGUCUCUACGGGGACCCUCUUUGCUAUUUCGUCUCGGGAUGGCCGCAGGGAUCAGGUCUCCACCGUCUAUGAGGUUUUAGCGGAGACAGCACACUGGGAGGAACGCCCCGCGAUCCCAGUAGGACAGGGUCGUAAUGUUUGCGCUGUUUUGGACCAGGGUCACAGACGACUCCGUAGAAUAGGAGAUCAGGGCGCUCUUGCUGAGAUCUUCGAGUCAUUGUCCCUUCGAGCUGACUCGGCGCGGAUCUGUCAUGCUCACCCUUUGACGCGGGAUGUGACCAUGAAAGGUUUUGCUUGCCAAGAAGUUCUUGCCGUAAUCAGUCCAGGCGAUGCAGGGGUGGCGAAUGCUCCCAUGGGCCCGGCCUGUAUUUUCGACUGCCGAGGGCUUCUUCAAGGUUGGCUUCUUUGGCCCUUCACAGGCAUAGGUCCCUGCUGCGCCGAUGUCCGUGAUCUCUUAGAAAUGUUCAUGCCGCCCUCAUGGGAGUUAUAUAUUGAAGGCGCCUCUAGGGUGCAGGAUGGCUGUUGGCCUGCAGUUGAUGGCCAGAUCUUCUGGGCCUCUUUCAUUCCCGCUGAAAUUGCCAGUGAGCCUGGCGCAGGGAUGCACGAAGAGGACGAUCAGCCUGAUGAUUCUUCAGACGGCGAGGCUGAUGCGUCGCCUGAUCCGGCUCCACCAGGCGCAGAUACAGCUUACAGGAGACGGCGUCGUAGUCGAUCCCCACGACGCCCGGCCGAUACUCAGGCUGGUGUCGAGGCCCGCAUGAGUCAAUCCCCAGAGGUGCUUCUUGAGCAUUUUGCAGCAGGGCCGCCGCCUGAGGACACGGGAUUGCUCGGAUCAGGCCCCGUUGCUGACGGCCCCGUAGGGGGAGCGGGCUGUGCCACAGAUUUCUUUGACCUUACUGCCGGGCAGUGCUCGCUGCCCGUCUCUGAGCAACAGGUUGCGCGACUCCUGGACAAGCUUGAAAUGAGACACUUCCGUCCACCUCCACGCCAUGCUCCGGCCCCGCACCGUUUUUCAGCGUGGCUUGCCGAUGGGUGCGUUGGUCGCUCCCUCGCGCCUGGGGAGUCGAUUGUCUUCACGGCUGAUGGGUCUUACUGCCCUGCCACAGGCAAAGCUGGAUGGGGUGUGGUAGUUAGUUUCCAGGGUACCUCAGGGUCGAGUCCGGGACAAUUUGUGGGCUGUAUCUUCGGCCACAUAGCGGCUUCUGACCACACCGUUCCUCUGUCGGCCUAUGUGGCGGAGGUGUGUGCACUCUGGUGGGCCAGUGUUGCUGCCCUGCAAAUGCCCACCCCCGGGCCGAUUAUUUUCAGGGCUGAUAACAUUGCUGCCUUGAACGGGGUCCAGGGCUGUGACGCGAUGCCUGGGGCUCCGGUAUGCGCCGCGGCCAGGGCCUUCCACUUUUCGGUUGGGGCUGGCACCUCGCGGCAAGUUUCCUAUGUGCAUGUUCAUGGACAUCAAGGCGACCCUGCUAACGAAAUGGCGGAUGCUAUCGCCAACCUUGGCGCGGGGGGCGAGACGUUAUCCAGCCCUUGCAGACUUGAGAUGGGGUUUUGGUUGCGCGAGGAUGCGGCUGCCGCCCGUUGGCUACCACAUGUAAUGCUCAGCCAGGCCGUUCCCUCGCAGUUGUCGCCUCUUCGACAGGAUGUGUUCACUUGGAACAUGCGCCAGCCCGAGGCGCGCCUGUCUGCCGCACAGAUUAUGCGUCCGUUCACUCGGCCAUUGCAAGGUCGGGCGAGGGCCAACCCUCAGUCGGCCCGCGCCUUUGUCUGUCGGUUUGUUACCUACAACGCGCUCUCACUCCUCGAUCCAGGGGAGACAGCUGCGGGGAGGUCUUUGUUGGUCAUGCUCCUCACCGUGGCCAUAGUGAGGCCACGCGACUCCAGUGGUGGGCAGAAUCAGCUAGGCUAUGCCGAGCUGCUUCCAGUCUCGACCUCUAUCGGGGACCACCAAUGCGAUCAGCAAGACUCGGCCGGCUCAGAUUUCCAUGGUCUGCUGAAGGAUUGCCAGUCGUGGGUCCCUGCGACCUUUGCCCAGCACAUGGAAGGACGCGGUGGCACCUUGCUGCAGAAGCUCAAUAAUGAGUUACAGCGGGGUGAUUAUGUCGCAAUACCCGCGGGCUGGCAUCAGUGGUCUGUGAGGUCUUGGGUAGACCCCGCGGUGACCUCUGGGCAUGCGGCUCCGGAUCAUUUCGCCAGUGUCGUUGAGUGUCAUUUUGCUUGGGCUGGCGGCAGCAAGAAGCUCCCACCUGCACGUAUUGACCCUGCAGCACUCCUCGAUACGGCCAACCACGGCAGAGUUGAAGGGAUCUUGCAGGCUGCGCCCCCCGUGAGCUGGGACACGAAUGUCAGUGAUCACGCCUCGAUCCUGGCGGAAUACUUGUACACUUCCUUGGCUGAGGCAUUCCCGCUGAAGGCCCGCCGCAUGCGCCUUUCUUUCUUGUCGGCGGAGACGAGCACACUGCAUGCGCAUGCUGCGGCCCUCCGGCACGCCCUGCGGGGACGACUGGAGGCUCUUCGCUUAGCGCGACUCCGAUGUGCUUUCCUUGCGUGGCGGAGCCCAGCGGGCUGCUACGCCAGUCUCUUCCAGGGACGAUGGCUCAGGCAGCUGUGUCAUGUGAUUGCCGCCCUAUCCGAUCGGAUCUCAGUUGUUGGCAAGAGGCUUCGGCGAUUCUGCCGUGCGGAUAAACGCAGGCAUGUUGAUAGUCUGGCGGAUCAACUAGGGCAGGCGAGGCAAGGGGAGGUGCACAUUGUCCUUAAACGCCUGCUACGUCCUAAGAAGUUCAGAAGGCGAGGCCCGGCGCCCCUCCCCAAGCUAAAGACAGCGGAUGGUCGCAUGUGUACCACGCAGGAACAGGUCGUGGAGACCUGGAGGAAGCACUUUUCCGACCUGGAGGGCGGGGUACGGGUCUCGGUGCAGGAGCUUGUGGACUUUGGGAUCGCCUCGCAGAGGCAGACCGGCGCGAUGGAGGUGCUUCAGGCCGCGGAGGUCCCGGAUUUGGUUAAGCUAGCGGCCACGUUUAGGGAUGUCAACCCGCAGAAGGCCUGCGGGCCGGACAUGAUACCCCCCUCGCUAUGCAGGGGAUUUGCUAGCCAGAUGUCGGUCCUUUUUUAUCCCGUGCUGCUUAAGACUUUGGCCUACAUCUCAGAGCCCAUCGGGAUGAAGGGGGGGUCCUUAUUUAGGAUCCCCAAACCGGGGGCUGCGGACACAGCCUCAUGCAGCUCCCAGAGAGCCAUUCUCGUGCAGUCGGUUCUGGAGAAGGUCCUGCAUAAGUCGGUGCGGGGGCUUACUGUUCGGGAACUCGAGCUCAAGGCUCCCGCCCUGCUGAUUGGAGGGCGCAAAGGCCUAAGUUACACCAUGGGAUUCUUCUGCGCUCGCUCCUUUCUGGAGUUCACCCGCCGCAAACAGAUACCCGCCGCCAUACUCUUCAGUGACAUUAGUGCGGCAUAUUACUCUGUCGUCCGCGAGCUGCUGACUGGCGGCAAGUUGCAGGACGCCUCGUUGGAGGAACUCGCUGCUUCUUUGUCGCUGUCAAAUGAGGAUCUUCAAUUUAUGCAGUCCGUCCUCGCGGAGGAGCCGGUAUUGAACGGGGCGGGGUCGCAUGAUCUGUUGGCUGCUCUGACGCGGGAGCUUCAUAGUGGGACAUGGUUCCUGAUGCAGCAAGAUGACCAGAUUGUGCGGACACGCAGGGGGACGAGGCCCGGCAGUAGCCUGGCCGAUGUCCUCUAUGCUCUUCUGUUCAUUCAGGUUCUUAGACGCCGCGGAAAUUUCUCCGAGCUCGGCCUUCGCCCCAUGGUACCUUGGAGCGGCAUCCGGGAUUUGGCUCCCUUUGAUGGCCGGGUCGCUGGCGCAACCAGCGUGGAGGUACAAGAUCUCAUUUACGCCGAUGAUUUGGCCACUUGCAUCGUCGCCGCAACUGCGGGGGCGUUGCCUCAGGCGAUUCAGGACGUCGCCAGCCAGUCCUUUGACACGCUGGCUGGGCAUGGCCUACGUUCCAACAUAGGGCCGAAGAAGACUGCUGCUUUGAUGUCUGUCGUUGGCGCCGGCUCCCGUGAGGUCCGCCGUGCGGUUUUCACAGAAGGCCGUGGCCGGGUUCCGGUGCUUCGUGAAAGGGGGCCAGGCGUCUGGCUGGACAUAGUAUCGCAGUAUCGCCACCUCGGCUCGGUUAUAGUGCACGAUGGGUCUUUGGUUGCGGAGAUAAAGGCCAAGCUGCAGGCGGCUCGCACCUGCUUUCAUGAAGGCAAGGCCCAGGUCUUCUGUGCCCCAUGCGUUGCACUGGCCAGAAGAGUUAAGCUCUUUCGCGCGCACGUCCUGUCCACGCUCUUCGCGGGAGCGGGUGCUUGGCCGUUGCUGUGCAAGACCAGCUGGCGGCUGCUUGAGACCGGCCUCUACAACAUGAUUCGGCAGCUGUUGCGGUUGAAGCCGGACCAGGAUCAGCGAUGGACCCACCAUCAGAUGUUGGCUGCCGUGGGCUUGCCGACUUUGGAGGGAUUUUUAGCCCUCGAGCGGUUGCGCUUCCUCGCGCAACUUGUGCGGGGAGGGCCAGAUGCGGCUUUCGCCCUCCUACAGCAGUCACCCCGGGCACUAGGGGCUUUCAAGGAGGCGGAGCAGUGGAUCCUGCAGGCAGUCGGAGCUACUGGAGCCCCUGGCACGUUUGGCGAACAGUGGCCCGCCUGGGAGGCUUUAUUUGCUCAGGCACGAUAUCAGCGCUUUGUCCGCGACCAUUGGGAGCGGCUGCCUUCACCGGUUGUGGAAGUGCCGGCAACUACGCACGCUUGCCUGGAGUGCCGGGUGGCGUUCGCUGGCGUUUCGCUGUUGGGCGACGCUGUCAAGCAUGCGGGGCGAUUUUUCCGACGCAUCGCCAGUACCAAAGGAGCUUUCGACUCGGCAGAGAGCAUUUUCCAGACUGUCAUUUCAUGCCACGGCUGCCUCCUCGGCUUCGUCGACGAUGCUCUGCUGGCUUUGCAGCCAGAUCUGUGGUGCGAGCACGCCUCUAAUGCCCCUAG
This is a messenger RNA of Symbiodinium necroappetens, 5699 nucleotides long. Lineage: Eukaryota; Dinophyceae; Suessiales; Symbiodiniaceae. The record is from the annotation of a GenBank genome assembly.